UACCUGUGGUUCGAGACAAGCUUUUCACAAAGCCAAAGUAGUCAUGAAAGGUUCAAAAAGAGCACGAGAAAGAUGGAAAAUUCUAGCUAAUGUUAUUAGUGGAAAGAAACCAAUUGAUUCGGAGACACAGAACAAGGUAUCAGUGCGAAGAUUCAGUGGCUUUGGGUUGUUUAGGGUCGAACAUUUGAAUGAAAACUCAACGUGUUAUAGCCACUUCGCUUAUUCGAGUCGUUUCAACGAGUUGUCGUCUACACGAAUUUUGGUCAGGACCAAGAAACAGACUGUUAAUCUACAAGAAUUGAUUGGCUUUAAUAACACUGGAAAUAUUUGUAUUUGGCCAGCAGAGGAAGUUUUGGCAUAUUAUGCCCUUCAACAUUAUUUGGAGUUUGAAGGCAAGCGGGUAUGUGAACUUGGCGCAGGGAUGACAGCACUGGCUGGUGUUAUGCUGGCUUCCAGCUGUGACGUGACUGAAAUGCUUCUGACUGAUGGAAAUCUGGAAUCUGUUCAAAAUAUUGAUCACAUUAUUGAAAAGAACAUUGAAUGUUUUAGGUCAACUAAAGUGCACUCAAGAAAGUUUAUUUGGGGAGAUGAUACUGUCUCUUGUGACAUGAGGAACAAAUACGAUGUGGUUAUAGCUGCUGAUUGUUUCUUUCAUGUUGAAAGCCAUGAAUCGCUUCUCAAAACAUUAGAUGCCUUGCUGGUUGAAGAGGGUAGAGCUGUCAUGAUGGCACCUUGUAGGUCUCAAACCUUGCAGCAAUUCUGCAGUAGAGCAUCACCAAUGUUUGAUGUUCAGAUUAUCAGAAAUUAUGAUCACAAGAUCACUGAGAAACAUUUAAAGGUUAGUUCCAGUAACAGUGAGGACUAUGAUGAAGAUCUUCAUUACCCCGUUUUAGUGAUCCUGAGUAGGAAAAAACUGAAGCCAGAUGGAUAGGUUCCCAUACUGAGUUUGAAAACAUAAUUCAAUUUUAAUAGAAAACAAAUGCCAUGCAAUAAUGCCACAGUGACAGUAAAAUUUAAUUAAUUAAAUAAUAUUUAUUUAUUAUGAAUUUUACAUUUGAGGUUCUUAUUGUACAAGCAGUUAGUCCAGAACAAAAUAUGUUUAAAAAACUAAAAUCAAACUGUUGCUACUAAACAAUUUUACUAAAGAUCUAUAUAAUUGUAAUCCAUUUGUCAAUGUCUUGAAUAAAUAAUUUUCAUCCUGCAA
Messenger RNA from Nematostella vectensis (starlet sea anemone), 1204 nucleotides. RefSeq names its product calmodulin-lysine N-methyltransferase. The transcript has 10 exons. The coding region runs from base 44 to 931 and encodes 295 amino acids. Gene Ontology annotation, cellular component: cytoplasm. Lineage: Eukaryota; Metazoa; Cnidaria; Anthozoa; Actiniaria; Edwardsiidae. Gene Ontology annotation, molecular function: calmodulin-lysine N-methyltransferase activity. The record is from RefSeq and is a predicted model, not a curated record.